Messenger RNA from Crotalus tigris (Tiger rattlesnake), 1627 nucleotides. It is a transcript of the gene RUMY1, whose product is annotated as family with sequence similarity 72 member A. The transcript has 4 exons. Gene Ontology annotation, cellular component: cytosol. The coding region runs from base 941 to 1426 and encodes 161 amino acids. The record is from RefSeq and is a predicted model, not a curated record. Lineage: Eukaryota; Metazoa; Chordata; Lepidosauria; Squamata; Viperidae.
AGCCCAGUUGGUUCGCAUCCAUAAGAGGAAAGAAUAUGUAAAUAUGAGUUCUAAGCAAACCAAUCCAAAGUAAGGGGUAUAGCUUCAUUCUCCGUACGUUAGGAGAGAGGCGGGAUAAUAUCCUAGCUCUUCCAAUGGUUGAGGUCGAUCUCUCUUUGCCCGGAGGCGGGUCAAGAAUUUUCCAAUGAGAUGCGAAAUUGUAGAUUCAAACUGACAGCCAAAGGGAAGGCUGCUUAUGUUUGGGGCUUUAAGCAGCUCGGGGAGCGGGGGAAGCAUCCGCCAAUUGGGAAGUGCUGAUGGGAAUCCGGGAGAUUCAGAUCUACAUGUUCAUUCAGUGAGUAACUGAGAAACUGAGAAAAGAUUUAAGAGCCCUAAAAGUUGGGAAUAGUUACGAGAGGCCUUUGCGGGUUAAGCACACGAGGGAUUAAUAAUAGGGGAUUGUGUCGAAAGAGGGAUAAUUAAUAAAGAGAAAUAAUCGAGAGCUUGCAGAAAACUCCUGUCGAAUCCCGAUGGGCUGAUAUUGAGUGUUUUAUAUUGCCUGCAAUUAAAUCCAGCCUGACCUCCAGAAGCUCAAACCAGCCAACGUAGCAUUGCACCCUCCUCCCGUUUUAUCCUCGCCACAGCCCUGUGAGGCCACAUGGAAAGAAGGUUUAGCGAGUUGGACUAAUUCGGGGUGAUCAUUUCAUGGCAGAAAUUGAACUUGCCUCUUGCUGGCUCAUUCAUUCUGGUUAGGAAGAAAAAAAAGGGGGGGGGAGAGAGGCUGAGUUGCAACUCAGCAUCGGUAUUUAUGUAUAUCGCAUUAAACGGAAUCGGUGGUCACAGAUUUCCUGAGAAAACAGGAGCAACAAAGUCCUGCGAGUAAGGGGUGAGAAGAGAGAAGGACUGAUUUCCACCCAGAAAGCAAACACCUUAUCCGACCUACUGAAAGAAGCCAAGGGACAUGCUGGAGCCCCCACUAAUGCAGACUGACCUUAGUAUGUCUGCCGGCAGUUGGAGUUUUGCAGAUCGAUGUGUGUCUCUGUUGUUCUGCAAGUUCUGUCAACAAGUGCUUAGUUCACGGGGCAUGAAAGCCGUGCUUCUGGCUGAUACAGAGACCGACCUCUAUUCCACAGACAUGCCUCCCAUCAGUACAGUUGACUUCAUUGGAAACUGCUAUUACACAGAGAUGUGCAAAUGUAAACUGAUGAAUGUUGCUUGUUUGAAAUGCGGUAAUGUUGUAGGCUACCAUGUGAUUGCUCCAUGCAAACCUUGUUUAUUCUCUUGCAACAAUGGACACUUCUGGAUGUUUCACAGUAAAGCCGUUUUUGGAAUUGACAGAUUUGAUUCAUCUGGUACAGAUUUCUUGCUUUGGGGCAACUUACCAGAUUUACAUGAAAGCACCAAUGAAGAUAUACCCAGCACCUCUGAGGAGGAAUAUAUCAGAUAAAUAUUAUGUGCACUGCAUCGCAUGAUGUGUUUCUUGUAUUUAAAAGAAGUAUAAUGCACUGAUCCCAGGAAGACAAUACAAAAGGAAGGGAAAAAAUCCUUUAAAGGCUGAUGUUGUUGUUGUUAAUUGCGAAGUCGUGUCCGACCCAUCACGACCCCAUGGACAAUGUUUCUCCAGGUCUUCCUGUCUUCUACCAUCUUC